AUGUUUGGUAUCUUUGCGGACUUGUUGUCCUCGGUCAUCACGAUCUUCUUCCCCGUCUUUGCUUCCUACAAGGCUCUCCGUUCCUCUGACCCCUCACAACUCGCACCAUGGCUGAUGUACUGGGUGGUGCUAUCAGUCAUUUUGCUGGCUGAAUCCUGGACAGUAUUUAUCAUCGGAUGGUUCCCAUUCUACAGCUGGAUCCGCCUCGGUUUCAUGUGUUAUCUAGUCCUUCCCCAAACGCAAGGGGCUCGCUUACUGUACCAAGACUAUGUGGACCCGUUCUUGACACACCAUGAGCGGGAGAUCGAAGAAAUGAUCGGCCACACUCAUGAGCGAGCUAAGGCACUGGGUCUUCAAUACUUCUACCAGGCCAUCGAUUUGAUCCGGCAGAAAGUUUUGGGUCUACCCCCGCAGCGCCCCACGACACCCCCUCAACCAGGUGCCGCUUCCUACGCGCAGUCACUGCUAUCGCGGUUCAACCUCCCCAUUGCAGGAGCAGGAGCAGGAGCAGCCGGGGCAUCCGCCAACGCAAAUGAUUGGUAUUCUGUUCUCAGUGCCGCUGUUGGCUCGGUUACAUCUGGAAAGUCUCGGGAAGCCCGGGAAGAGGAGCUUUCAGCCAGUGGCAAUCUCCUUCAGCGCCAGAUGCAGUCGAUGUCUGGAGCGGAGAAGGCUCACUUUAUUUCCUCGCAGCGAGAGCUGCUAGAUCACCUCCGGUCAACCCUGGCCCAAGAGGAACAGAGUAACCCUCGGGGUGGGCUUGAGGCUGAUGACCUUGCCUACGGCGUGCCGUUACGUAAGAACCGCAGUGAAAACUCCUUCGAGGUAGUUGAUGAUGAGGAUCUAGGACGUCGAGCGGAACGAAAGACUAGUGGUGGAUGGGCAUCUGGUUGGUUUGGCAACGAGCAAGAUUCUUCGGGUUCAUCUGGUACUGACUUCGCGGCACGGGCUGUCGAUGAGAUCGCCCGGUCGCGCGCAACUGGGUAUGACCGAUCUUGA
Messenger RNA from Penicillium coprophilum, 996 nucleotides. RefSeq names its product HVA22/TB2/DP1 family protein. The transcript is spliced from 3 exons. The record is from RefSeq and is a predicted model, not a curated record. NCBI's taxonomy places the organism in Eukaryota, Fungi, Ascomycota, Eurotiomycetes, Eurotiales, Aspergillaceae. Bases 1 to 996 code for a protein of 331 amino acids.